Molecule: messenger RNA, 2953 nt
Organism: Rhea pennata
Lineage: Eukaryota; Metazoa; Chordata; Aves; Rheiformes; Rheidae
Product: P2R1A-PPP2R2A-interacting phosphatase regulator 1
Exons: 10
Coding region: 132-986 (284 amino acids)
Biological process (GO): mitotic G2/M transition checkpoint
Cellular component (GO): nucleus; cytoplasm
Molecular function (GO): protein serine/threonine phosphatase inhibitor activity
Source: RefSeq, a predicted model, not a curated record
CUGUAGAGGCGGCCGCGCCGCGCCGCGCCGCGCCGGGGAAGCGGCGGCAUGAGGAGCCGCUGCGGGCGCGGGCAGUGAAUGGGCGUCGCGGCGGAGCGGGAGGAGCCGGGGCCGGGGCCGGGGCUGCCGCGAUGGCUCAGGAGAAAAUGGAGCUGGACCUGGAGCUGCCGCCGGGGAGCGCGGCGGCGCCGAGCGACGGGGGCGGGCUGCGGCGGUCCAACAGCGCCCCCCUCAUCCACGGGCUCAGUGAUAAUUCACAGGUGUUCCAGGCUAACGUUCUGCGAACCCGCAGGAACAGUACAACAGUUAUGAAUCGUCAUAGUCUGUUUGUGCCAUCAUCUCCUGUUCAUAUUCCUAGCAGCCGUCUUCAUCAAAUCAAACAGGAAGAAGGAAUGAAUUUGAUGAACAGAGAAACAGUACAUGAAAGAGAUGUGCAAGUAGCAAUGCAGAUGAUCCAGUCAUGCGAGGAGAGCUUGAGCCUGAGUGACAAUGAUUAUGAAAAAUCGUCAUCACCAAAGCAAGUGGACUUUAUCCCAGUUUCUCCGGUUCCUUCACCUACCAGAGGAAUAGGGAAGCAAUGUUUCUCACCAUCUUUGCAAAGUUUGGUGAGUAGUAGUGGAUUACCUCCAAGUCCUAGCCCAAGUCCAACAAGGCGAUUUUCAAGCAGGAGAAGCCAGAGUCCUAUUAAUUGCAUUCGACCAAGUGUUCUUGGGUCAAUAAAAAGAAAAGGUGUAACAGAGAUGGAAGAUCAUCCAAAAAGAUUAUUCCAAGGAUCCACCAGCAUGCUUAUCCCUGAAGUUUCACAUCAGACAGACCUUGCGGGAUGUCUGUCAUCACAUGGUCUUGAUGACAAUAGAAGCAAUGCAGGCUCUUCAUGUGACUCACCAGCUGAGAUUGGCACCAGCACAGACUCUCCAGUCUCUCUCUCUGACUCCAGAUCUCCAUUUUUACCAGUAGAUCUUACAGCUAAGUUACCUAUUAAUUAAGAAACAUAAGUUUGUUUAAUAGACACCAAGAAACAUGUGGAAAUUGAUGAGACUUUCUGUUGUGUGUAACUGCAUUAUUUGCGAUUGUUCCUCAUAGGAACUUCCAGAAAUGUCAAUAUUUCUAGAAAGCUUCCAGAAUAGUUCCUUGAGGAAGAAUUCAUAUUUCUAGUAAUUUGUAUGGCAUUUAUAUAUAUUCAAAUACAGUAAGCAUUUGAAUUACGAAUAUAUUUGAUGCUAACAUCAGUAUACAAGCUGAUUUUUACCAUGGAUAUUGUCUCACUGGUAUAAGUUACAUAGUAUUAUAUGUAAAUUCUGCUUGUAGAAGACUUGGCUUUCCAACAGCCAACAGGCUGUAUCCUCACUAAUAUUAAGUGAUGCUGAUAUAGUGAUAGAUGACUUCUAUGUUCGUCCUCAAUCUGAAACCAAUGAAACAUCUUUCUAAUUUACAUUUUUAUUCUCCUAAAUGUUAGAGAUUUUUUUGUUCUUGAAACGAAAGUGAGAAUAUUGGGGAAAAUUUGAUUUUUGUGUUCUCUGGUUGGCUAUUAAUCAGUUCUGUAUUUUAAUUAGUUAUGAAAAGAACAAGGUGAUGAAUUGUCAUCUUAUUAUUAUGUUGGAUUUUCUUCAUGAUCAUGACUGUGGCUAAAUCCAAAUUUAGUGUGGAACAUUCUUUGGAGGUUUGGGGGCCUUUUUGGUUUCUUUUCCCCAUUAGAUGAUGUAUUAGUGGUAGAUGCUCUGUUAAAGCUCUUUUACUAGAGGAAAAAAUAGUAGCAAUGUUUGGAACAAUACACUAAAUGCUGAGAUUUUAGUAUUCAGUGCUUCGGAAGUGCAUUACUUUAACAGUAUUUCGUCUUCAUAUAUGACUUCUUUUGGAGAAGAACAGUGAGGGGCCUUGAAUGCUUUUAUACAGGCUGAAGCGAUCAAAUACGAACAUUUAACUGCAGAUUCUUGCAGUGUUUAAUCUCUUGACGCCACUUUCUCUUAAUAGCAUCAAGUUUUUUCUGCUGAUGUAAACUUCAAAUGGUGAUUAGAAGCCUAGAAUUUAGUAAUCUGAUAUGGAUUCUUGUAUUAUAUUUGAAAAAUCAGUGGGUUGUGGCAUCCUGAUCUCAACGCUGAAAUUCCUAAGACAGGAGGAAAAAAAUCUGCAAACCACCGUAGACAGCUAUUUCAAAUUUUCCAGUGGCAACUUCAUUUUGGUUGUUGGCUCCUGUUAUGCAAUUGGACUUCCCUCCAGUUGGACAUCAUUUCUGUGUGUGUACAUAUUUGUACUAUGUGGUCUCUCCCAUUCUUCCAAUGAAGCAAAAUGUUUAUUUUUAAACACACUAAAACUUUGUAAUGUUUAAUAGAGUGAGUAGAAGAUAAAAGCUUCCUGAAGUGGAAUAGAAGCCUAUUCUGAACUCUGCUGUGAAAAACUUGCGUGGAUAAAGCUUUGAUUGACAGCAGCUAUCAAGGUAGAAAUGGAAGAUGUAGAAUAUGAAGACUUGGUGACCUGAGGACCAAUGACCAGUUCAGCAUAUCCUUAUUACAGAAAUAAAAUAGAAUCUAUUUAAUAGUUUUAUUCAAUUCAAGUAAGAUAUGACAUGGCUUCCUUCUUCUUUUAUUCCUCUUAAAUUAUUGUAACAGUCAACUUCCAUGUUGUAGGGUUUUUGUUUUUCGUUUUUUAAUUUCAAACUGCCCAUCAUUCCUGUGGCAGAUGGACAAGCUUGUAUUUAAUGUCUAUUUGCUUUCUAUUAUGACAUAGUUCAGUUUUGCAAUGUCAGAUACGUGCCAAAGACCUACUGUGUGUUCGCUCUUUCGUAGUGAGGGCAAUUUUUUUUGAUCUUUCGUAUUUGUUAAGAACGAACCUCCUCGUAUCUGUUCUGGUCUUUAAAAAAGAUGCAUCGAUAGUGUGUGGGUCAACUUGUAUCUUCUGUUGAAUAUUUAUACUAUUUUUCAAAUAAGUGCCAAUAAAUGGAAAAAAAUAAAUGUGA